Molecule: messenger RNA, 960 nt
Organism: Talaromyces amestolkiae
Lineage: Eukaryota; Fungi; Ascomycota; Eurotiomycetes; Eurotiales; Trichocomaceae
Exons: 2
Coding region: 1-960 (319 amino acids)
Biological process (GO): response to reactive oxygen species; cellular response to oxidative stress; hydrogen peroxide catabolic process
Molecular function (GO): peroxidase activity; heme binding
Source: RefSeq, a predicted model, not a curated record
AUGGUUAGCCAACCUGGCGACUACGCUGCGGUGCGUAAAGAUAUUGCCGCCCAGCUCGAGAAGCCGGAUUAUGACGAUGGUAGCGCAGGACCUGUAUUUGUUCGUUUGGCAUGGCAUUCGGCCGGCACGUAUGAUGCAGAGACAGACACGGGCGGUUCAAACGGAGCAGGUAUGCGAUACGAAGCGGAGGGAGGCGACCCGGCGAAUGCAGGACUUCAAAUUGCGCGCGCAUUUCUCGAACCGGUGAAAGAACGAAAUCCGUGGAUCACGUAUGCCGACCUCUGGACGUUAGCCGGUGUCGUCGCUUUGAAAGAGAUGGGCGGACCAGACGUGAAGUGGUUGCCUGGAAGAACGGAUUAUGUUGACGAUAGCAAGCUGCCUCCACGUGGUCGCUUACCAGAUGCAGCUCAGGGAUCUGAUCACUUGCGACACAUCUUUUAUCGUAUGGGGUUCAACGAUCAGGAAAUCGUCGCGUUGACGGGCGCACAUAACUUGGGACGCGGGCAUAUCGAUCGCAGUGGCUUCGAAGGUCCUUGGGUGAACAAUCCGACACGGUUCUCUAAUCAAUUCUUUAGGUUGCUCUUGAACCUCGAGUGGAAGCCCCGCAAUCUAUCGAACGGAGUGAAACAAUUCAGCUACAGCGACCCUGACGCAUCUGAGGACGAAAAGGAAGAGCCGCUGAUGAUGCUGCCUACUGAUAUGGCGUUGAUUUCCGACGCAGGGUUCCUUCCGUGGGUCAAGAAGUAUGCGGAAGACAGAAAUUUGUUCUUCCAACACUUCGCCGAUGUGUUUGCGAAAUUGUUGGAGCUUGGCAUCAAGCGCGACGAAAAGGGCAACGUGACUAAUACCGACAAUGUUCUCGGCGGUUACAUCUCUGCACCGAAGAAGAGCUCGGCACCUACAGGACCGCUCAAAUCAGAGGAACAAAGGUGGGAAGUUGUCGCCAAGGCACGGUUGUAG